GGGAACAACCCACGCCAAGCUGUCCUGAAUAUCUUCUUUUUUGACGCCACAGGGCCAGAUUGGCAGAUUCACGUUUUUUAUAUGUUUGCUGUACUCAUCUUCAUUAAUACCAUUAACUAUUCGAUUACCGAAUGAUGUAAGUAAGAUGUACGACCGUGAACGUAUGACUAAAUGUAUGAAUAAUUCCAAAAAGAAUUCCUCGAUUCGCAGAAAAAUGCCAUCGGUUGUCCGAUAAAUUUUGAUGCUCGUUUUCACUUUUGCUACGUUUUUUGGAGAUCUGACUUCCAUCUUGACUUCGAAAUGAAAUUGAAAAAUGACUUUCGUUCAUAUGAAAAUGGAGUUCAAGAAAACGGACAGAAUGGACAGGAAAAUUCUAAUUUGAUCCAUAUUCCUGAACCAGAACACAGACUCCAGUUUACCUACUGCUUAUGGUUUUCUCAUCGACCUGGGGGCAAAUUGGUGGCUGUACAGCCCUAUGAUCAGAAUUUAAAAAUGAUUGCUUCUUUUAACACAGUAGAAAAGUUUUGGAGUGUUUAUGGCCACAUUAUAAGACCUUCAGAUAUGGCAGUACAUAGUGAUUUUCAUCUUUUUAAACAAGGCAUAAAGCCCAUGUGGGAGGAUGAAGCAAAUAGAGCAGGAGGAAAAUGGAUUGUUCGUUUGAGAAAAGGCUUAGCAUCUCGAUGUUGGGAAGAUCUUAUUUUAGCAAUUUUAGGUGAACAGUUUAUGGUGGGAGAAGAAAUUUGUGGAGCUGUGGUUUCUGUUCGGUUUCAGGAAGACAUAAUAUCUGUUUGGAAUAAAACGGCUAGUGACCAGCAUACAACCAUCCGCAUCCGUGACACCUUAAAAAGAGUAUUAAAUCUUCCUCCAAACACUAUAAUGGAGUAUAAAACACACAAUAAUAGUUUGAGAGAUAAGUCCAGCUUUCGUAACACAGAUGUCUUUCUACACUGAUAAAUUACAAUGUGAAAUCACAUUGUAUAUUUUUGAUUUACAAUAAAUAUUUACAAACUUUAUAUUGCUCAUAUUCCUAAUAUUCUGUAUUAUAGAAAUAAAAGUAAUAUCAAUUUUCCCAA
Messenger RNA from Uloborus diversus, 1073 nucleotides. RefSeq names its product eukaryotic translation initiation factor 4E type 2-like. The transcript has 8 exons. Gene Ontology annotation, molecular function: translation initiation factor activity; RNA 7-methylguanosine cap binding. NCBI's taxonomy places the organism in Eukaryota, Metazoa, Arthropoda, Arachnida, Araneae, Uloboridae. Gene Ontology annotation, biological process: translational initiation. The coding region runs from base 301 to 951 and encodes 216 amino acids. Gene Ontology annotation, cellular component: eukaryotic translation initiation factor 4F complex; cytoplasm. The record is from RefSeq and is a predicted model, not a curated record.